UUUUCCAACUCACCUUGCUGUAACCAGAAAAAGAAGAACGAAAUCGGAGUUGUUUUCCUCCGAUCACACCUGACCAAACCAUGUCCUCUCCCUCUCCCAGUCGUCGUCGCCAAGACCCUCCCGCCCCCGCCGAGCACCACAAGCCAUGCCGCUCCAAUCCCAAAACAACCCGUCGCCGCCGAGCCCGAAAAAUCUCGCCUCAGAUCCACCAAAUCGUGCAACCCACUGCCAAAAAACCCUUUCACCGAUCCAAACCUCCUAGCGCCGCCGGUCUAGAUGGUGGGGGAGUUUGAGGUUUUCGAAGCAGGUGGUGAGAGUGCGAGUGGUUUUGCCGUCACGCGUGGCCGAGUAGGGCGUCGGAGAGUGGGUGGAAUUGGGUGGUAAAGGAGUCUAAGAGAGAGGUCAGCAGAGAGAGGGGAGCUUAGGAUGGGAUUAUUGCUCAGAGGCAAAGGGAGAGAGGACAGCAGUUGAUCGGAGAAAAACAACUCCGGUUUCGUUCUUCUUGUUCUGGUUACAACAAGAUAAGUUGAAAAAAAAUGCCACGUGCCGAUUCAUGACUGGGCUGUCGCAUGAGGCACCACCUAAGACUUUCUCAAGCCGAGUUUCAGCCAUAACCGUUUUUCAUUCUUUCUCACCAUUCAAAUGUUUCAGGAUUCUCAGUAUAUUGCUUACAAACGUAGCCCCUCAAUAUAAACACGGGAGAAACUUGCACCUCUUCUGCAAUUGGGAGUUGGGACGGAGUUAGCAGCAGUAAACAUAGUUUUAAGAACUUCAUCUUGCAAUGGGGGCUGUCAUCAGUAAAGCUACGGAUGGGAUCGGCGACCUGCUUGAAAAAACACUUUUGGCUCCAUUUAAGACUAUGUUUGAUGGAUCAUGCCAGGAGUGUUCGGGACCUUGGGAUAUGGUUUGUUUCAUUGAGCAUUUAUGCGUGACCAAUCUGUUGAAACUGCUAAUGAUCCUGGUCCUUUGCUACAUAACAUUACUUUUCUUUUAUUUAGUAUUCAAGUUGGGGAUCUUCCAAUGCAUUGGAAAAAGCCUCUGUAAGAUGUGUUGGGCUGCAUGUGAGACAUAUUGGUUUGCACUGCAAGAUAUUUGUUGUUUCUUGUGGUACAAGUUGAGCAACACUAAGAGGGUAAACCGUCGUCGCAGGCGCCAUCUCCGCCACCGCCAAUUUCAAGACAUUGAAGAAGGCUACAGUUCAAGUGGGGAUAAUGAUUUAUGGGACGAUUAUCAUAAUCUUAAUGUUAGUAGAAAGCGAAAGUCACUUAGCAGGAGAAGAAGAGAUAGGGUGCAGAGGUCUGUUCACCUUUCGAGUAGGCAUGGCAGUCGAAGUCACCAUCAUCGGCAUGUAAGGUUAAAGACUAGAAGUAUGUAUGUUCGUGUUAUGGGCAGGUCUCAAAGGCUAAAAAGCUCGAGACAUGUGAAAAUCGGCAAGGUGACAAGUGUUCGCAGGAAAACCAGAACUUCUAAGAGGAGGAGGCUUAGGUGAUUAUUGUCAGUGAUUCUAAAAUUAGUUUUAUUAAUUUGAAUAUUCUGUUAUUAGUAAAUUGACCCUCUAGCUGUAGUUUCACUAGUUGUGAUAGAGUACCAAUUGUUGAACAUAUGAGACUCAGUUGUUGCAGAUGAAAUGUGAGUAUUGUACUGAUUCAUGAGGCACAGAAGGCGAAUCUGCUUUGGAAGAUAAUUUGUUUGUUAAUCUUUAUUUGCAUACCAAGUUGCAU
Molecule: messenger RNA, 1721 nt
Organism: Fragaria vesca subsp. vesca
Lineage: Eukaryota; Viridiplantae; Streptophyta; Magnoliopsida; Rosales; Rosaceae
Exons: 4
Coding region: 782-1489 (235 amino acids)
Source: RefSeq, a predicted model, not a curated record